AUGAAUCUCAACGCAGAUUUUCCGUCGCUGAGAAUAGCGGACUCUGCCCCGCAGCCACAGGGAGAGGACAGUAACGGCAACGAGCCUGCCGCCGCGGGCCCCGCCGCCGCUACAGCCGAGCAGGACACAAUGGAGGAGGAGGAGGCCACAGAACCCGCUGCCCCGGCUACCCCUGGCCCCGAGCCGGCCGCCGGGCCAGCACCCGGAAGCGCCGACAAAAGGAAGAUUAGCGACGGCAGCUCGGACGAGGCCGAACAGCAAGUACAGCCCAAGACGGCGCGUACACAGAAAACGCUGGCGAAGCAAGCGAGGAAGGAAAAACAACCAGAACGAGAAAUAGAAUUGAUGGAAACUGAAAAAGCAGAAAAUGAAAGUGGCACUCCAGCCACACACGAACAGGCACGCGAGCAGAAGAUAAGAGAAAACGUGAACCAACUUAAAAAGAUACUGAAAUUAAACCAAGAAGAUGACGUCGCCGCAACCACCUCCAAGAAGAGGAGCGGAGAAAAAGCCAAGGGGAAACAACGGAGCAUAGAAGAAAACACAAAAACGGCAAACAAAACAGGAACCAAAAAGGAAAGGAAAAGGCAGAAUUCCAGUUCCUCACAGGAGAGGAGGCAAAGCGGGGCAGACCGGCCACAACUGCAGCACACGGACUCUGACGACAGCUCUGACGGGCAAUUGAAACGACUAGGCUGGCAAAAAACUCAUACCAGAUAA
Molecule: messenger RNA, 720 nt
Organism: Schistocerca cancellata (South American locust)
Lineage: Eukaryota; Metazoa; Arthropoda; Insecta; Orthoptera; Acrididae
Product: MAP7 domain-containing protein 1-like
Exons: 1
Coding region: 1-720 (239 amino acids)
Source: RefSeq, a predicted model, not a curated record